Molecule: messenger RNA, 1205 nt
Organism: Gigantopelta aegis
Lineage: Eukaryota; Metazoa; Mollusca; Gastropoda; Neomphalida; Peltospiridae
Product: RWD domain-containing protein 2B-like
Exons: 3
Coding region: 191-1090 (299 amino acids)
Molecular function (GO): protein binding
Source: RefSeq, a predicted model, not a curated record
UCCACAGGAAGUAGUGGAGAUUUCUUUUUUUCUUUUUUUCUGGUUUCGUUUUGACGUGUUAUCAUUUUCGAAUUCAUGCUUAUGUUUAUGCUUAUCAUUCUUUGACAUCACACGAUUAAGGAAAGACACCUGUCAUUUUACAGAAAAACAUUUUGGACACCUGGUCUACUGAUUGAGAAUACCUGACACUAUGGAAGAUGUUGCUGUGACUGCCGACUUGAAGGACUUGCUGGAGCUGCAGCUGUCCGAGGUUGAGAUGCUGGCCAGCAUGUUCCCGAACCCUGGAGAGUUCAGUCUGGACAGUCGGUCUGCACUUGCAGACGUGCAGGCCUUUGUGGAGGGCAAGAUUCAGUAUCAGUACUUGAGAACUCGUAUAGGUUUUACAGUCAGGAUUGCAGCCGAUAGCAAUAAGAAGCAGAUGUUGGAGCUAGUAGUACAUCUGCCACACAAAUAUCCAGCCGUCGCUCCCGAGGUUUUCUUCCGAGCCCCUCAGAUGAGUCGGGAAUCCGAUCACCAGCUGAACGAAGGUCUGACAGAGUUUAUAAACUCGACGGAACGUGGCGAGAUUUGUAUUGGUGCUGUUGUUCAAUGGCUUGAAGAAAAUUCACCCAAAUAUAUUAGUAGUAAAGAGGCACCAUCUCGGACACAGAAAACCCCAGUAGUAGAUUCCGUGUUCACGCGUCUGUGGGUGUACAGUCACCACAUUUAUAGUAAGACCAAGCGCCGCGACAUUUUGGACUGGGCCCAUGAGCUCAAAGUGACGGGAUUCUGUAUGCCUGGAAAGCCAGGUGUUAUCUGUAUUGAAGGUUACGGCAGCCAGGUGGAAGAGAUGUGGUUUCGAAUACGGAGAAUGAACUGGAAAAAAAUAGCAAUUAAAGAAAAAGAAGACUUUCAGUUAAACAAAGAUUCAGUAGAAAGUUUCCGAAAGUUUGAUACUUUCAGUGAAUUAAACUUUGAAGUUAGAGGUGGUAAAGGUAGAGAGUAUCACAUGGACUUGGGCAAGUUCUGUGAAUUUCUUGAACAGCGUGGUUGUGAAAAAAUAUUCAACAUUUACUUUGGGGUUGGAGGGAAAAGUGUUUCUAAUGAAUAAUAUAAGCUUAAUACUGUAAAAAAAAUAAUUGCUAUUAUUAUAUAUAAAUUGUUUACAGAAUGACAUAUGUUUACCGACCUGUACAGGUUAAGACUAUUAAAGACAAAAAUACAAA